Molecule: messenger RNA, 2522 nt
Organism: Terrapene triunguis (Three-toed box turtle)
Lineage: Eukaryota; Metazoa; Chordata; Testudines; Emydidae
Gene: NEK6
Product: NIMA related kinase 6
Exons: 11
Coding region: 206-1153 (315 amino acids)
Biological process (GO): protein phosphorylation
Molecular function (GO): ATP binding; protein kinase activity
Source: RefSeq, a predicted model, not a curated record
CCCGGGUGGGGGCGUCGGGAGCGCGCGGCGAAGUUGUGUCCGGGACUCGCUGCCGCGGACUCGGAGCGGGGCUGCGGGACUCGCCGCCGCGCCUCCAGCCGCAGUAACCUGUUUUCCCUACUGGUUCGGGUACAGGCCAACAAUCCUGCACCAGUAACUCCACUGCAGAUACUUAGAAUUCUAGGGCAAAGAUUGGCAUGUUACCAUGGAAGGACAGCAUAACCAUCCACAUCAUCUAGGGGACCAGAACAACCCUCUCUGCAAAGUGCCAGGGCAGGAAUAUCAGCAUGAUCCUCAACAGAGGCAUUUGACGUCAUAUCCAUAUCGCUGCACCUUGGCAGAUUUUCAGAUAGAGAAAAAGAUUGGCCGUGGGCAAUUCAGUGAAGUCUACAAAGCAACUUGCCUUCUGGACAGAAAAACCGUGGCGUUAAAGAAAGUUCAGAUAUUUGAAAUGAUGGAUGCCAAGGCCAGACAGGAUUGUAUUAAAGAAAUUGACCUUUUGAAGCAACUGAACCACCCCAAUAUAAUUAAGUAUUUGGAUUCUUUUAUUGAAGACAAUGAACUGAACAUUGUCCUGGAACUGGCAGAUGCAGGUGAUCUCUCUCAGAUGAUUAAGUAUUUUAAAAAGCAGAAACGGUUAAUCCCGGAAAGGACGGUGUGGAAAUAUUUUGUGCAGUUAUGCAGUGCAGUCGAACACAUGCACUCCCGCAGGGUGAUGCACAGAGACAUAAAACCAGCCAACGUGUUUAUAACAGCCACAGGAGUGGUGAAGCUGGGAGAUCUUGGAUUAGGCCGCUUUUUUAGUUCUAAAACCACUGCAGCACAUUCCUUAGUGGGAACUCCAUACUAUAUGUCCCCAGAAAGAAUACAUGAAAAUGGCUAUAACUUUAAAUCUGAUAUCUGGUCUUUGGGCUGUUUAUUGUAUGAGAUGGCAGCUCUUCAGAGUCCUUUCUAUGGAGAUAAAAUGAAUCUGUUUUCUCUUUGCCAAAAGAUAGAACAAUGUGACUACCCCCCUCUUCCAGCUGAACAUUAUUCUGAAAAGCUACGGGAACUUGUCAGCAUGUGCAUAUACCCUGAUCCAGAUCAGCGACCUGACAUUGGUUAUGUGCACCAAAUAGCAAAACAGAUGCAUGUUUGGACCUCCAGCACUUGAAUCAUCUGCAAACACUCUCUAAGAAAAGCCAUCACAGCUUAGUCUUACUUGAAUUUUUAUUUCUCAGAUGAAACCGACCGGUGCCUAGUCAAACUCAAGUGAGAGAGUUGAGCACUCGUAGCAAGAUGCUCCAUUAUUUCUGCAGGUUAUUUGACAAGGACUCUUACCAGGUGGUCAUGCUUUAAAGUGAAGAUUCUAUGAGGUAUUGCAAGCAUAUUUUUUUUAAAAAAAGCCAAUAACAUGUUACAGAUGUAGAUCAUUUAAGGGUCCUUUCUUAAAACUGUUGUGUGUAAUCUAGAAUAGAUUAUAUUAACAGGGGUGUCUCAUUGAGCCUUUGACACACCCCUUUAUCUUAACUGUAAUGUGAAAUAUUGAAAUAAUUCCUUCAGUGAAAUCACUUUAUACUAAUGUAAGAAUUGCAGUAGAUUUUGUGUAAUUUGUAUAACUGCUACUUUGCCUCUUCUGCACAUGGUUAAUAGCAACUUCAGUCUUUAGUUCAUAUAUUUUUAAAGCAUUCAGCUAUGUGUUUUAUCCCCUCCUUUGCAAAAAUAGGAAGGGGGGACACUUGUUUGAAGAUUUUUUUUAUCUGAAAAUUUAGAGUGACUAUUUUGCUGAUGCAUUUAUCUGUUAACUUGGUUAUAGACAAUGAGGUGAGUCUAGCAUAUACCUGAAAAGCAUUGCUUCUACAAGCAGUGUAUCUUUAUAAAUGUAUUUUCCCCUUUGGCAUUAAUCUUGUUAGGCUAAAAGUCUAUUAUAAAACCAGUGUUACUCUAAGCCAAUUCUAUUUUGGGGAAGAUACUUUAUCAAAUCCAAUGGUACUUUAGCCAUUCAUAAAUAAAAUGUAAGGAAAGCAGUGGUUUAAAAACUUUUUCAAACAUAGUAACGAUGUUAUUUACAUUUAGCAUGAAAUAAGACCAAUGCUUUGUGUAAUUUUAAAUAAGGUUCAGCCCAUACCUAUUUAACUGUGAAAGCUAAUUUAUAAAAUGUGAAUUUUUAUAAGAAACUCAAGCUGAUUUGAAGGAGACCUCUUGUUUAAAAGACUAAUUUUUUUUAAAGACCUAAAAUUUUUCAGUCAACUAAAUUCAUUCAUUGAAUCAAUGAUUUGUUUCAUUAGUGACAAUGAAAAGUAUUCACUGCUUUAGAAACCAAACUUGCGGAUUCACGUUCAAGUGUUUCCAUUUCACCUAACUGUUCAGGGGAACUGCUGCACUUAACAGUCUCAAAGGACAACACCAGGGGAACUAAACUUGUACUGUUAUAGUGUUUCUUCUGUGUGAGGUAGAGUCCAUUGCUAUAAUGUAUGUUUGUGGGUGGCAGUUGUUCGUGUUUAAAUACAGCCUGUGACACCUUACUCUUUAAAAAAAAUUUU